Grus americana (Whooping crane) is the source of this 4797-nucleotide messenger RNA. RefSeq names its product monoacylglycerol O-acyltransferase 1 (gene MOGAT1). Gene Ontology annotation, biological process: diacylglycerol biosynthetic process; triglyceride biosynthetic process. The record is from RefSeq and is a predicted model, not a curated record. Gene Ontology annotation, cellular component: endoplasmic reticulum membrane. Lineage: Eukaryota; Metazoa; Chordata; Aves; Gruiformes; Gruidae. Gene Ontology annotation, molecular function: diacylglycerol O-acyltransferase activity. The transcript is spliced from 6 exons. The coding region runs from base 307 to 1311 and encodes 334 amino acids.
UCGGAUUUCCCGGGGCUGGGACGGGGCGGCGGGGCGCGGGGGAGGAAGGUGCCCAGGGCGGGCUGCGCCGGAGCGGCCGCCUCCCCGCCCCCGCCUGCUGGGGCCGCGCCCGGACCCCGCUGUCGUGCCGCGGCCGUGGGCAGUGCCGGCGGCGGGAGGGGGCGCGUCCCUGCGCCACAAGCUGGGGGCCGGGGCCGUGGCUGCCGGCGGCAGAGCGGCGUGGCGGCGGGCAGGUGCGGCGGGCUGGGACCGGGACCGGGACCCGGACUGAUCCGUGCCUCCCCGCGCUGCUCUCCCGCCGUCAGCAUGAAGGUCGAGUUUGCCCCCAUCAACGUCCCCCUAAAGAGGAGAAUCCAGACAGUCGCCGUGUUACAGUGGAUCUUCUCCUUCCUCCUGCUGGCAGAGUUUUGCUGUGGAUUCUUUGUGAUCUUGAUCCUGGGAAACUUCUGGUUCCUCGCUGUUCUGUACCUGCUAUGGCUCUACCUGGACUGGGAAACGCCAUGCACAGGGGGCAGGCGGUCCCAGUGGGUCAGAAGCUGGACUGUUUGGAAGUACUUUAGGGAAUACUUUCCCAUUCAUCUUAUAAAAACUUCAGAUCUGAAUCCAAAUCACAACUACUUACUUGGCUUUCAUCCUCAUGGGGUCCUGGUAGCUGGAGCCUUUGGAAACUUUUGCACCGGUUCAAAUUUCAAAAAUUUAUUUCCUGGGCUUACUCCAUAUCUUCAUAUCAUGCCCAUCUGGUUUGGCUGUCCCUUCUUCAGAGAAUACAUAAUGAGUGCUGGAAUGGUUUCUGCAUCCAAGGAGAGUGUCUCGUAUGUGCUGAAUAAUGAAGGAGGCGGCCACGCAUCCGUCAUUGUGAUUGGAGGAGCGGAGGAAUCUCUGAAUGCACACCCUGGAAGUUUAACUUUGAACAUCCUCAAGAGGAAGGGCUUUAUUAAAAUGGCCUUGAAACAUGGGGCUCAUCUGGUCCCGGUGUUUUCCUUUGGUGAAAAUGAACUAUUCAAGCAAGUUGCAAACCCCAAAGGUUCAUGGCUCAGAAAUGUACAGGAGAAGUUGCAAAAGAUAAUGGGCUUUGCUUUACCGCUGUUUCAUGCUAGAGGAGUAUUUCAGUACAGUUUUGGCUUAAUACCUUACAGGCAACCUAUUCAUACUGUCGUGGGAAGCCCUAUACCUGUAAAACGGAACUUGAACCCCACCACUGAAGAGAUUGAACAGCUCCAUGCAUUGUACCUGCAGAAACUAAGAAAAUUAUUUGAAGAACACAAAAGAAAUUAUGGGAUCCCUGAGCAUAAAUCUCUCAUCUUUGAGUAGCAAAUUACAAUUUGUAAUUCCAAAUCUCAUGGAAAAAAACAGUGUAUGCUGAAAGAUGUCUUUCUUGCAAUCUGUAUUUUGCAAUCUGUAAUUAUCCUUGUGUAAGGAAUAAUUUUGAGAAGGGAUUAUUUGAUGAUUUAUUGAUUUUUAUCUUACUCUUGGAGGGGAAAAAAAAAUCCUUAGGGUGUGAGCCUCGAAGCCAGUGCUGUUUUGAGUUGUCCUUUUAUGUUCAUCUGUACCAGAAAUGCUAGCGAGAGACUCAGCACAGAUGUUCUUACCACCAUGGUACCUAACCAUAGCUUGAACAGAGGAAAUGGCCCCAGCAUGAGAUCACAAGCAGGAAAAGUAAAAACCCGAGAAGUCUGUGAUUAGGAGUUGAGAGACUUACCUGCAUGUAGCAAACAUUUCAUCAGGUUGUUCUCUGAAUGUCAAAAAACCUUGCUGCUCUUCCAUAGAAAUGAAGGUGUGUGUUUUCGGCUGUUAUAAGCCAUUUACAUGUGAAUUCAAGAAUAAAUAGGAGCUUUCUGCCCUGAACAGGAUAUUGGCAAAAGUGGUUUGUCCAAGUUAUGGAGCAGAGCAGACCCUCUGUUUAGAGGAAGAACAGCAUGUUGUGUUUUCUGUGUGCAUGUAUAUGCCGGGUGGUGGGAAGCACUGACGAUGUGACAUUUUUUGGGCAAGCUGUGCUUUGGAUUGUCUGUUUGGAAGAAGAAGCAGCAGCUUUGUUUGGUAGCUCCGGCCUCAGAGGAGAUGGCAGGCACAGGACAGGAGAAGCAUACCGAGGAAGCUAGUGGAAGAAUCGUGUGAACUUUACAUGUUGUGCAAGUUAAAAAUGAUCGUAUGCCAAGCACUUCCACAGGAGGAAGGGGAGCCCAGUUUGUUCAGUCUAGUUCCGAAACUUCACCAAGGAAAGCAUACUUGAUAUAUGCCUUUUUCUUCUCUGCUGGUAGAUGUGGGGAAGCACGUGGAAAGCUGUGCCAGCGUGACACAGCUGCGCUUGCCAAGGCAGUGUCAGCACAGCUCUAGGGUGCAGCAGGUUAAGAGGAUGCUUUGCAUUCAAACCAGGUGCCUAAGCUUGAGAGAACGUGCAUCUUCUUUCUCGGUUAAAAUACCUAGGUCUCUGAGAUGAUGGUGUGUGUGUGAAGAGAAUUAUAGUAUAUUAUUGCAUUUUUAAUGAGAUAAAUUCUUGUAUUUGUAAAUGCUUUGUAUCUGCACCUGGACUUUGCAGAUCUGGUUUUGUUGAAAAGUGUUUGGUUUGCUUUAACCAGUUGUGGUGCCUGAAUUUUACGUCAGUUAGGUGCUCUGACAGGACAUGCACAGGCUUGUUGGGCAGCCUGGGAUAACUGCAGCUGGGUCAGUUCAGCACUGGUGUGCCCCAGGAACAGCGGUGCUGGUUCCACAAAGGCACUGGACGCAUCGUGUACUUGCUGGGCUGCAGGCUCCUCAGAAGAAAUGCAGUUAGGGUUUUGGGAAAGAAAAGAUCUUAGCGAGAUGAUGGUCUUUAAAGAAAAGGGUGGAAAUAUCUUGACUCCUGAGGAAUAGGCUCCUAAUGAACCAAAUCCCAAAGCUGAGUAAAUAUUUGCCAGACAGAGCAGAUGAACAUUUACAUGAUGUGCUCCAAAAACCCUCCAGCAACAGGUUGCUUUCCUUAGGAGGGCUGUUCUUCUAGUGCCUAUCUGUCAGUCAGAGGUGACCAGCGCUGAGCAGUGAAUCCUGCUCUCACUUUCUCUAGGAUGACAGAUGUCUUUCUGGGAGCCAUGGCUGGAAUCUGUGAUGCCUGAAGACCCUCUCCUGCCUGAGAGACUGCUGUCAAUAUGCCCACAAUUCAUGUCUGCUUGAGCUUUCUUGGUGCCACGUGUGCUUGCCUUCCCUUCCCAUGCUUUUGCUGCCUGAUGAUCACUGUGGUGUAGACAUCUUACUUCCUCACUCUGUCCAUCCUCCCCUGGGUUAAGAUCUCUGAAGGACUAUGUAUGCAUGCAAAGUAUUGAGUGGUGGCUUAUUGUUCAGCAGAAAUGGGGUUUAGGCGCAGGGCUUGAGAAGAGGAAGGUCUGUGACUGUGGAUGUUUAACACGAGCUUAAGAUCAGGAUUGUUUCAGCGCUUGGAAGGGCAUGCAUCUGGGGAGGUCAAACACGGCAGGUUUGAUACUGGGGAAGAGGUCUCUAGGGUCCUGAGGACUGUAGUAAGUGAUGAGCCAUGAGCAGUCAUUUUUGCUUAGCCAGCUGUGUGAAAUUCCCUUUGGAUUUGUUAUUUUGCUGCCUGCCCUGGUGAGUAGUGCUGAUCAUUCAUGAAAAAAGAAUUUGGAGCCUCUGUCAGACUCUUCUCUCCUAGAUCAUCUGCUCUAAUGAGAUAGGUCCUCUCAUUCUCAGCCUGCUCUUAACCUAUUACCUUAAUGAUAGAGGAACUCAGGAUGUAAAUUUAAAAGCAUUAGCGUUGGGUUGAGGACGGGAAGUAACAAUGGAUUGUUGUUGAUCAAAUUAGCCCAAACUUCUAGGGAAUAUGCGGAUACUGAUUUGGGGGCAAUAUCUGGCCCAGAGGGUACCCUACAAACAGACUUACCGCUGAAUUCCAUGAGAACAUUGUGAGCUCUGAAUACCAUCCAUAACUGGCACAGGCAGAACAAGCAGGGAUUGUGUUACUCUGACUACUGAAAUUUUCAUGCCUUUGUAACACAGGAAGAUGAAGAAAACAAAAUCUCCAACCUACUUAAAUAUGUACUGUUGCUCAGUAACUCCUGCAUAUUGCUGAUGAUGGUCCUUCCAAACUACCUUUUAUUAACAAAUUGUCUAGUGUAUCUAGGACUAUUUUAAAGUAGAAUAUCAGUCUCUAAACCUGAUAGGCACGGUGUCAUCUAAAAUAUUUACCUCUGUGUCAGCGUGUGGAUUUGUAAAACAGCCCUGCAAUACUGAGCCUAAAGGCCGGAGCCCUGGAAGCUGUAGACUAGUUGUGGCUGGUGCAGGCACCCGUCCUACCAUUGCUGCAGCCAUGAGGAGGCUUCCCAUGUUUGCUUGAGUAAGUAUCAGCGCAGUCUUUGGUUGCAGCUCAUGCCUGACCAAGCAAGAGCAAGCACUAGUAGGAACGGUGACACCCGCUCCCCCAGCUGUGAUUAGAGGAAUCGGGUACUGCUCAGAUUUCUGGUGGGAAGUCCACACUUCGUGGUUUGUUUCUCUUUGUGCCUUUUAGUGAUGGAGGGAAUCCCAGGGAUGCUGGUCAUCUAUCACCAAGAUAGGUGCUCAGCCUCUGUACCAUGCAAACGCUGCCUCUCCAGUGUGCUCCAGCUGACGGCGACUGCCUGUUCCCUCGUGGGUGAACAUCUCUUUGCCAAAGUCUGUUUACAGAAAGUCUUUACACAUCAAUCCUUGAGAAUUUUUACUUUGUGAACUACAAAGCGUGUUUUACACUUUGUAACUUUUUAUGGUACCUGUAAAAUAUGAAUGUCAGUUGUUUCAAUGAUAGCUGUGGCAAGGAGGUGUGAGAUAAUAAAGGUUUGU